Molecule: messenger RNA, 897 nt
Organism: Hyphopichia burtonii NRRL Y-1933
Lineage: Eukaryota; Fungi; Ascomycota; Pichiomycetes; Serinales; Debaryomycetaceae
Gene: BUR2
Product: Bur2p
Exons: 1
Coding region: 1-897 (298 amino acids)
Biological process (GO): regulation of transcription by RNA polymerase II; positive regulation of DNA-templated transcription, elongation
Cellular component (GO): cyclin/CDK positive transcription elongation factor complex; nucleus
Molecular function (GO): cyclin-dependent protein serine/threonine kinase activator activity
Source: RefSeq, a predicted model, not a curated record
AUGGUGGAACACACAGAAAAGGAAGAUAGCAAUUCCAAUCUUUGGUUGUUUCUGGAUGAAGCGUUUAUUGAACAUUCACCGUCACGGAAACAACUUAUGAUAUCUCAGGAGUUGAAGUUGAGGGAAGGAAUAUACAAUUUUGUUAUAAGGCUAGGAACAACUUUAAAAUUGAGUGGAGGAACCAUAUUGGCAGCUACCAUAUAUAUUAACCGAUUUUAUAUGAGAUAUCCAAUUACAACAUCAAAAUACUUUGUUGCAUGUGGGGCAUUGGCAAUUUCUAGUAAAUUGAAUGAUACUUAUAGGCCUCCUGAUAAAAUUGCAUUAUCAGCAUGUAUUUUAAAGAAUCCGAAUAAAGUUAUUGAUGAACAUAGUGACAUUUUCUGGCAAUGGCGUGAUCAGCUAUUAUAUCGAGAAGAGCUUAUUUUGAAAGCUCUCAACUUCGAAUUAAACGUUGAACUUCCUUACUCUUUAAAAGACCUGUUGAUUGAAGCUGAUGAAAUAGAAACUUCUCCAGAUAAUGUAUUUAAUGAAAAAUCAAAAGAUAUCUUGAAGAUUGUGGUUUCUUCAAUAGAACUUUUUUCUUCUUUACCAGUGUUGAUUGCCUACAACAUGAGAACUUUUUUUGGUACCAUUCUUGUAAUAACCAUUAUUGAAGCAAGACAAAGAUUUCAGCUUUCUGAAAAUAAAAUUCUCGAACUACCUAAAAAUUAUUUAUCCAAGUAUAUUGAAACAAAUGCUUAUGAAUGCUGGGACUGCUAUCAAUUCAUGGCUAAGCUCUUGUCUCAUUGCAAUCAAAAGGAUGUUAGACUAGCCAGUCACCGUAAUAUCAUCAAGAAAUUCCCUUCUAUUGAUCGCUCAACGUUCUUUGGAAUCUUAAAUGAUGAUUCUGCUACUUAA